UUCCUUUCCCAAACGCAACGUUGACACUGAAAAAAAAACAAUGUACGACCAUGUACAACAACUACUUUAAACUCCCAAGUAAUUGAAAACUACUCUUUUCUUAAACCGACAAAUUCACUCCCAUUUUCUCUCUUGAUACUAUGUUUUCCUGAGAAAAAUAAAAACAUCCUCAAAUUAAUUUUCUCGAGAAGAAAAAAACAUCCUCAAAACAUGUCGGACGCUUUGAUCAAUGGAUUGGCUGGAGCUGGAGGAGGGAUCAUUGCUCAACUUAUUACAUAUCCUCUUCAAACUGUGAAUACUCGUCAACAAACCGAUCGUGAUCCGAAGAAGGGCAAUAAGAAUCUUGGAACUUUUCAACAAAUGUGUCAGGUUGUGAAACAAGAGGGAUGGGAGAGGUUGUAUGGAGGCUUGGCGCCAUCACUUGUCGGUACAGCUACAUCUCAGGGUGUUUACUAUUAUUUCUAUCAAAUAUUCAGGAAUAGAGCUGAAGCAGCUGCACUAGAGAAUAUGAGACUAGGCAGUGGUGAUGGAUCAGUUGGAAUGUUCUCCUCACUUAUUGUUGCUGCUUUAUCCGGCUGUGUUAACGUGCUGUUGACAAAUCCGAUAUGGCUAGUUGUUACUCGUAUGCAGACGCAUAGAAAAGAGUCGAGGAAAACUCUCCCUGAUCCGAGGUUGUCAGGUGCCAUUGAACAAACAUCACUUUCUACUGUUGAGCCCCUUGCUUAUGGAACUAGCCAUGUGAUUCAAGAAGUUUAUGACGAGGCUGGAGUUUUGGGUUUCUGGAAGGGUGUAUUACCAACAUUGGUCAUGGUAAGCAAUCCUUCUAUACAGUUCAUGCUGUAUGAAACCUUGUUGGCGAAGUUGAAAAAAAGACGUGCUAGCAGUAGCGUAACUGCUUUAGAGAUAUUUCUUCUCGGAGCUGUCGCUAAGCUUGGAGCUACAGUUGUAACCUAUCCUCUUCUUGUUGUAAAGGCAAGGCUUCAAGCUAGACAAGUUAACAAUGGAGACAAGAGACACAAUUAUAAAGGUACACAGGAUGCUAUUAUUAAGAUGAUACGCUAUGAAGGGUUUAAUGGAUUUUACAAAGGUAUGGGAACCAAAAUUGUACAAAGUGUUCUUGCUGCAGCUGUUUUGUUUAUGGUGAAAGAAAAACUAGUUGAGCAGACUCGUUCCUUGCUUGCGAAGAAUGUUCCCAACACUUUAAAGCCAAAAGUUGUGUGAUUUGGCAAAUCAAGUAUUUUAGUUUCCCUCAGAUUCAAUGAUUCACGAACCAUCUUUAUUUAGCAUAUUCAAUUUAAUCAUAGGAAAUAGACUGUGCCAUUGAAAAAUUUGUUACUUCAUGAAUAGGAGAUUAAAAUACGGCUUUAAAGUUUAAAUAUGAUUAUUAUUCAAGACAUGCUUCCAAAUGGAAAUUUGUGUUUAAACUUACAUGCUAAGUCACUUGUAUGUCAUUUAUAAUAUUUGCUUUCUCACUUUUGAUGUAAAAUUCUAUGUUCAAUAAAUGGAAGUUGUAGUAUUUUUUUCUGGCA
This is a messenger RNA of Medicago truncatula (barrel medic), 1529 nucleotides long. Its product is annotated as peroxisomal nicotinamide adenine dinucleotide carrier. The record is from RefSeq and is a predicted model, not a curated record. Gene Ontology annotation, biological process: nucleotide transport; transmembrane transport. Bases 211 to 1221 code for a protein of 336 amino acids. NCBI's taxonomy places the organism in Eukaryota, Viridiplantae, Streptophyta, Magnoliopsida, Fabales, Fabaceae. The transcript is spliced from 11 exons.